Messenger RNA from Triticum dicoccoides, 602 nucleotides. RefSeq lists its product as uncharacterized. The record is from RefSeq and is a predicted model, not a curated record. Lineage: Eukaryota; Viridiplantae; Streptophyta; Magnoliopsida; Poales; Poaceae. Bases 192 to 503 code for a protein of 103 amino acids. The transcript is spliced from 3 exons.
UCCCUCACUCUCUCCAUUCUCGCACAGUUCUUAGAUCUCACCCACUCCACUCCCUCCGCUCUCCCCCCACAGCUAGAGACUUCAUCUCCCACCGCCGCCCCCUCUUAUCCCUUCCCCUCCAAUCAUCCGACGUUGAUCAGGUGCGUGCACAACCGGCUCCCUCAUCUCCCACGGCAGCGGCGGCGAGGUGCAUGAGCGCGGCGUGCGGCGCGCCCGCCCCAACGGCGGCGGGGGUGGGCGAGUGGAGGAAGGACUGGCCGCUGCGAUCCGGCAGCUUCGCCAUGCUCUCCGACAAGUGCGGCCAGAUGAAGGCCGUCGAAGGUCACAAGGGCAGCUUGCUAUUCUACAUGACUUCAACACAUAAGGGAAGCUUGUUACAUUUACAGAAAGUCAUGAUGUUGGCAAUGGUAAGGGGGCGAAAUCAUGAAGGCAUGGUUUGUGUUGCAAGUCUGACAUACAUCUGCAUAAAACUCAGAGAAGUCAUGGUAAAAACUUGCUGUUAAGCGACGAUAUGGGCGUCAUAAAGAACUUCAGUCAUUUGAUUGAAGCGCAGAUCUGUACACGAAGACUGAGGGAGUCCUGGACUAGGGGGUGUCCGGAUA